Molecule: messenger RNA, 4505 nt
Organism: Caenorhabditis angaria
Lineage: Eukaryota; Metazoa; Nematoda; Chromadorea; Rhabditida; Rhabditidae
Source: the annotation of a GenBank genome assembly
AUGAAACUUCUAGCUUUAUAUUUUCUGGUAUUUUUCUUCUUUUAUAGUUUCAUCGCCGUAAGUUUCCCCAGUUUCCAUGGAGAAAAAAUCCCAUAAAAUUCUCAAAGGCCGAUGAUCCACCAAUGCAAUAUGUUGGCUGCUACAAAAACAAUCAAUUUUUCUACAAUGGCACUGUCAAUUCCCCGUUUUGGCCCUAUAAUUAUGCACCAAACAAUAAAUGUCUCUAUUUUUUGAAUGCGAAAUUAGGCAGUGUUUUGAAGUGAGUCCUGACUUUAUGGUCCCUUUUCAAAAAUGAAAAAAAAUCUUUCUUCAGAAUAACAUUCCCCCACUAUGACGUGGAAUCGUGUUGUGACAACGUGACAAUCAUCGAUGGUCCAACAAUGUCACCGAAGUAUGAUGUGAUUGUUCAAAUCGGUGGUGGAAGUGGGGUGAAUACACCCGGUGUUUAUUACACAACUACACGAUAUGCGUCGAUUAGUUUUUAUACGAAUCCCACGAUUCAGAAGUCGGGAUUUCAGAUUCAAUUUGAAUCGGUGAACAGUGAGUUUGGGGAGGUCAAAAUUAAAAAUCUUCUGAAAAUUUGAUUUUGCCACGUCAUAGUUGAAGCCGAGAUCUGAAUUUCUGAAUUUUCAAGAUCAUAAAAAUGUGUUUAUCGAUUUUUCAUGUUGGAGCGGAACUAAAAAAGUGUUGAGCUAAACGAAAUUUUUCAAAAUCGAAAAAACGACCAUACCCCGUUGAGUCAGACGCGAGACGACGAGAGUAUUUUGCAAAAAUAUCCUGACAUGAAAAUGAAUUUCGCUUCGAGAUAUUUUCAAUAAAACAUGUGUUCCUUGAAACAAAAUACGGUAUUUUUUCAAAGGGACACACAUAUUUUCUCAAAAAUAUCUCGAAGCUAUCUGUCUUUGAUGACGUCAUCAGACUCCCGUCGUCUCUCGUCUGACCUGAGAGGCAAUUGGAGUAAAUGGUCGUGAAAACAGGUUCAGCAUGAAUUUUGCGUGCUCAAAAUCCACCAUUUUUAAAAUUCAAGUUUUCCCGCCAAAAAAAUCAUGUUGAAAAUUUGAAAAUUCAGGAUUUCGUGAUGAAAAUUUAAAAAUCCAAACUUUCCCGCCCAAAAACCACGUGGCAAAUUUUGUUGAAAAUUCAAUUUCCCCCUCCAAAAUUCCACGUGGGAAAUUGAGAAAUUCAAAUUUUUGCAAUGAAAAUUGAAAUUUUGAAACUCAAAAUUUUCCCGCCAAAAAAUCCACGCGGCAAAUUUCAAAAUUCAAAUCUGAAUUUCCCCUAGACAUUGUUUAAAACAUGUGUUCCUUGAAACAAAAUACGGUAUUUUUUCAAAGGCACACAUAUUUUCUCAAAAAUAUCUCGAAGCGAUCUGUCUUUGAUGACGUCAUCACACUCCCGUGGUGCAAUUUUCUAUUGGAGUAAAUGGUCGUGAAAACAGGUUCAGCGUGCAUUUUGCGUGCUCAAAAUCCACCCCUUCUGAGCUAAAACUUCUAUAUUCGAAUUCAAAACCUUUGCCACGUCAUAAUUUAAAUUCAGAAUCUAAAAAUCUAAAAAAAAAAAUUCCAGCCGCCAGCCCCUGUAAUCGUGACAUUUUCCUCGUCAUCAACGCAAUGUCCACCCUAGGUUCCCAACAAAAUUUCAUCAAACAACUCGAUUUCAUCGCCAACAAACUAACACCAAGUUGGGAUGUUGGUAUGGAAAAAAUUCGAGUUAUGAUAAGUCUCCAAAACGGACCCGAUGACACACCAUCUUGGUCAGCUGAUCAACUUGCGACGAAUAAAAUCGUCACUUCAGAAGUGCUAGGCAUGUCGAAUCUGUCGAACGUGACAAUGAAUACGAAGGGCGAUCUAGAAGGAUUGUUCAGAAAUUCUUUUGAGUGGAUGCAGACUUCUUAUCAACUAGAAUUCAGAGAUGGAAUCGAGACAGUUGUGAUCAUUUUUGUGGCACAGAAUCCCGUGUAAGCCCUGCGGCAGGGGGGGGGGGCUGCCCUAACCAGGGCAGGGUCCCCAACCAGGGCAGGGCCCCCAACCAGGGCAGGGCCCCAAACCAGGGCAGGGUCCUCAACCAGGGCAGGGCCCCUGCCCUGGUUUUUCUUUGAUAAAAUUCCAAAAAAAAAAAUUCCAGCGAUGACAAUGAUUUCUACGAGGCUUUGGAAUACUCACAAAACAUCAAAAACCUCGAAAACGUUAAGAUUGUGCUCUUCGGUUUUGGAGCAAAUCUCGAUAAAUCGCGACUUUCACAACUCGCGUAUUCUCCAGAAUACGCGAUUUUCAGUGAUUCCUUUGAUGAUUUGGCGAAUUUUGUAGAUCAAAUUAAUAAUGCAGUAUGUAUGUUCUGAUAAUUAAUUGAUCAUUUUUUUUAUUCUUUUUUGCUUAUCAGUAGUUGAAGUAUAAAUUUUGAUAAAAUCAUUGAAAAAUUCCGGUGUCAUGUUGAGGUGUGCUCUUUUUUUAGUUGUGGUGCUCUUUUUGGCUCACGCCUCGACUCAUAGAAUCAAAUCUGCGAAGAGGGUGAGUUUGGGGGUUUUUGGGCUCAAAUUUGAGUGAAAAAACUAUAUUUUUGACUUUUUUUCAUUUUUUUGUGAAAAAAUAGGGUUUUUUGAAAAUUUCUAAAAAAAAAUUUUAUUUUUUUUUUCGACUCAAAUCACUGUGGAGCCCAUAGUUUUAAAAACACCGUGUAAUCUUUUCUUGCCGCAAAAAAACGUGCAUUUUUGCGUCGCCGUGUUUGCACAAAACUGCGAGCUACAGUAGUCUGCCACACAAAUCACCGAAAUAAACACGCAACGCAGACCGCGUCGCGCCACAACACACACAAAUAAGGGAAAGAUUCAAAUUCCCUCCCUUAUUUGUGUGUGUUGUGGCGCGGCGCGGUCUGCGUUGCGUGUUUAUUUCGGUGGAGCGCGUGGUUUGCAAUAGGGCGCACAUAGUUGCUGGCCGAACUCUCUCAUUUGAAAAUUCUAGGCCACGAAAAUUUUAAAUGGCAAAAAACCCGGAAAAAAUACGUUUAUAUCCAAAUUUUCAAUGACAAUAUUUUCGUUGUUUUUAUUUUAGAAAAUUAAAUUUUGCAAUUAAUCCACAGCUCAUUUUUAAAAAUUUUCCCAAAACUUAAAAAAAAAUUUCCUGUCAAAGUUCAAACGUCUACAUCUGAAUCAGAAAAAAAAUAGAUCAAAAACCUUUACUGAUAACUUAUCUCCAUACAGAACACAAACAUCAUUCCACCAUCGGAAUUCGAUUUCAUCGGUUGUCCAACCGAAAACGAUUUCUACUACAACGGCUCGAUUUAUUCACCACUUUGGCCUCACAAUUAUCCACCAAACGAUAAAUGCUACUAUUUCCUGAAUGCGGAGCCCGGAAAAGUUUUGAAAAUCGCAUUUUCCCACUUUGAUUUGGAGUCUUGUUGUGACUUCAUAACGAUCUAUGAUGGUCCCACUCAAAUUUACCAGAAGUUGGUGCAAAUUGGUGGGCCGGGAUCGAAUGUAACAGUUCCCGGGGUGUAUACAACAACUACACGGAAUGCUGUGGUCACUUUUGAGUCGAAUAAAUCGAUUCAGAAGUCGGGAUUCAUUUUGAAUUAUAUGUCCGUUAACAGUUAGUACAACUCUCCCUUUUUUCUUAAACACAAAAGUUUUUUUUUUUUUUUUAACUUUUUUUUUCAGCCGCCAGUCCUUGUAAUCGAGACAUCUACUUAAUAAUUAAUGGAAUGUCUGGUGUUGGCUCACAAUCGAAUUAUGAAAAACAAAUCAGAUUCAUUGCCAAUCAAUUGACGCCAACGUGGAAUGUCGGGCUUUCGAAGGUUCGAGUCAUGUUGAAUUUGCAGGUGGAUAUUGAUUAUGCGGUGAUUUGGACGGGGGUUGAUGAUUAUUCGAAUGCUGAGCUCACUAAUCAAACUCUUACGAUGCUUGAUUAUGUUCCAGAUGUUACAGCUAACAGUAACAAGGAUCUUGAAUGGUUAGUGGUGCAAAAAAAAAAGAAUAAAAAAAAAAAGAUUCGCGGGCAAGCGGAUUCGAACCUUGGUCUCAUGCACGCUAGUCAAAAAUGCUAACCGCUAGGCCACAUGUCUCUUUUCUCACGAGGGGAAAAUGUUGGUGAAAAGGAAACUGUUUUUCCUCGGGGCUUCUUGCAACCCAAAGCUGAUAAAUUCUGAAGUUCCUCUAACUCAAUUCAUUUUCCAGCCUUUUCCGCUAUGGCUACGAUGCAAUCGAUGACGGCAAAGAAUUCGACGAAAGAUAUGGAAUUGAAGCGGUUGUCAUCGUUUUCGUCGCCGAAAAUCCGAGCUCUGAUCAAGAUUUCAACGAAUCUCUCGAAUUCUCGCACAAACUUCGAACCGAAAAAGACGUCAAAGUGAUUGUGGUGGGAAUGGGGCCGAAUUUGGAUCAAACUCGAUUGUCUCGCCUAGCUUAUGCCAAUGGUUUUGCAUACUUUGCUGCGAGUUAUGAUAACUUGGCGAGUUUGAUUCCAUCGAUCAAUAAUGGAAUUUGUGCGGGAUUGAAUUCACAGUGCGGACCAUAA